GUAAGUAAUCACACGCAGAUAAGAGCGAUGCAUUUAAAUAGUCAGCUCUAUUUUAAUUGAAUUCAUCUUACAAACUUCGUUUAAACUUGAAAGAAUUGUUGCUGGUAGUUUAAAAUGACAGGUUAUUAUUUGCGUGCAUCAGCUUGUAUGACGAUUGUAGUGAUUAUGUUUCGAUGUGCGGCUUGUAUCACAGUUCAGACGCCCGUGGGACCUAUUUCCGGUCUGGAAGAGACACUGACAGUAGACGGACGACAGUACCGGAUGUCGACAUUCCGCAGUAUUCCAUUCGCAGAGUCAACAGCAGGCGAAAAUCGCUUCAAGAAGCCGAUCCCCAAGGCGCCAUUUUUGAGCACUUUUGACGCUACCAAGAUACCUAUGGCGUGUUUUCCUUCUUCUGUAAACUUUGAGUUCGGAGGGUAUCUUAACUUCACGGAAGACUGUUUGACACUUAAUGUGUAUGUACCUCAUAGAUUUGAGAAGAACGUGUCACUUCCGGUGAUGAUUUGGAUCUACGGGGGCGCGUUCGUACAAGGCGCAGCAGCAGACUAUCCAGGAGAAGGCAUCAGCACGUUUGGUAACGUCAUCGUGGUUACAGUUAACUACAGGCUUGGAAUGUUCGGAUUCAUUCAGAGCGCCGAUGGGAAACUUCCGGGUAAUCAGGGACUUUGGGAUCAGCACCUAGGAAUCAAAUGGGUCCACGAAAACAUACAAGCUUUCACCGGAAAUCCCAAUGACGUCACGAUAUUUGGUGAAUCGGCAGGUGGAGCGUCGGUUGUAUUUCAGUCUCUAUAUCCGGGUAAUCAAGGCUACUUUCAGCGUGUAAUUGCUCAGAGUGGUUCCGCGCUUGCUGGCUGGAGUGUCCAACCUUCACCAAACGCGAAUCCGUUUAUUUCCAAGAAAGGCUGCGAGCGGGCACCGGACCCUGUAGAAUGUCUUCGCGCCCUGACACCACGACAACUCCAAGAUGAUGAGUUUUCAUUCUGGAAACCAGUUGUAGAUCGGGACUUCCUUAAAGCGUCCCCGCAUGAAAUAGUGUUUGGCAAUGAUUCUCAGACUUACAACGCGCGAAAUUUCUUCGCGUCUUUGGACAUUCUUGUUGGCGCGAACAAUUUCGACGGUGCUUUGAAUCUGUUUGGUUUGUCAUUUACUCUUAAUUUUACAGAUAUUAACACGUUUAACCUAACACGAGAGCAGUUUACCGGUUUUAUCAUACCUAAUACUAUUUCAAACGCCAUCAAACCAAAGAACGACAUUAUUUCCGCCAUAAUGGGAAAUCUUCUUGAUUUCGAGUACACUGACUGGCAGCGUCCGAACGACAGCGCCACCCUGUGGUUUAGUACCAUAAACAUGUCGAGUGACUCAGGGUUCUUCUUUCCGGCAGUAUCCACGGUGAAAGGGCACGCGGCGCUCCGGAAGGGGAAGACAUAUUUGUACGAACUGAGCGCUGACCCAACCACGCAUUUCAUACCGACACCCAAUUGGAUACAAGGUUCAAACCACGCAGACGACAUUCAGUUCGUGUUUGGCUAUUCGCUGUUCGCCGGACCUCAAAGUACCGGAAACUACACUGAAGAAGAGCGGCGACUCGCCAGGGGCAUGGUUACUAUGUGGACGAACUUCGCCAAGUCCGGGGACCCAAACAUACCGAGCGACGCCCGCCGAUUUACCAACGCCACUUGGGCCGAGUACGACCUUAACUCUCAGAGCUUCCUACAGUUCACCAAUCAUGGAGCACUUCCGGGGUCUCGAUUUCAAGCGCGCCGGAUGCAGCUGUGGUCAGACCUCAUACCGACAAUAGCCCUGAUGGGGACUCCCCAACCACACGGCACAGGGACGGUUCACGUACCUGACAUAAUAAUUGGGAAAUAAUUCUCGCGACAUUGUAUUCGAUUUUGUUUAAGGAAACUGUUUCUGUAUAUAUAUUCAACUGUCAUAAAGCACUAUACAAGCACCGCUUUCAUGCUGUUGUAUCAAUAUACGUUGAUAAAAUGUGUGGAGCAAUA
Messenger RNA from Dreissena polymorpha, 2003 nucleotides. Its product is annotated as cholinesterase 2-like. Lineage: Eukaryota; Metazoa; Mollusca; Bivalvia; Myida; Dreissenidae. The transcript is spliced from 3 exons. The coding region runs from base 115 to 1869 and encodes 584 amino acids. The record is from RefSeq and is a predicted model, not a curated record.